This is a messenger RNA of Brugia malayi, 3006 nucleotides long. RefSeq lists its product as uncharacterized. Gene Ontology annotation, molecular function: phosphatidylinositol binding. The transcript is spliced from 19 exons. Gene Ontology annotation, cellular component: late endosome. The coding region runs from base 1 to 3006 and encodes 1001 amino acids. The record is from RefSeq and is a predicted model, not a curated record. NCBI's taxonomy places the organism in Eukaryota, Metazoa, Nematoda, Chromadorea, Rhabditida, Onchocercidae. Gene Ontology annotation, biological process: autophagosome maturation.
AUGGAUGCAUUAACUACUUGUCGGCUUUAUUUGCUGACAAGUUCUAACAUGAAAAUACUCUCAACUUUUAUUUUUAUUUUUAUUAUUCUUCCCUUAAUUUUUCUUAACUCCAGUGUUUUAUGGAUUGUUACACAGUGUUCAGCUUUAGCAGUUGGUUAUUUUAUAACAGCUUCGUUGAUAAGGCGUUCUAAUGGAGAAUUUUUAUGGAAUUUUUUCGAAAAUUGGCUUGAAGAAAAAUUAGAUACUAAUGAAACUAUUGUUAAAAAUAUGGGUGUAAAAAAUAAUUCUGAACAAAUCCAUAAUUUACCUUGGAAAGGUGUAACAAUAUCGGAAUCGGUGGAUAAACUGCUUGAAGAACUGAUUGAACAGCUGAUCGAUAAUUACAUAAAUAGAUGGUACAAAACGAAAAUAAGCGGUGAUGCUGCAUUUAUCAAUGAAAUAAGGUAUCAGAUUCGUUAUGCCGUUGCUGUCUUGUAUUUACGCUUUCAGAAAAUUGAUCUAUCUUCAACAAUUUUGUUUGAGGCUGUACCGCUGGCAGCACUACAUUGUGUAAAAGUUGAACAUUUAAGUGCAACUAUUGACAAAAGUAUGUAUUCAUCACAGCUGAUUGAAACAAAAAUCCUAGAAGCUAUGCCGGAUGUACAUUUUGCUCUCAGUUCACGACAAAAUGAAGUAGAUUAUCUACGCGAAUUAGCUGAUCACUUAAUUGGACUUAUAAUGGAUGAAAAUUGCAUUGCAGGACAUUCCAAUGAUAGCGAUUCACCUUCUCGUAACAUUCUUGCUAAUCAUUCGCGUCCAUGGGCAAGUCAUAUAUGUCGUCAUUUUUUGCGAGAACUGUUUGUUUUUUCAUUUUUCUUACCUGUUAUGGAUUUGAUAGCUGAUCCAGAUAUCAUUAAUCGAGUACUGAUAUUUCUAUUUAAUUCAGAUGUUCUCAACUUUCCUCAAAUACCUCAGGAUAGCAGACAAGUUGAAAUUUUACAUGGACUUACAGAUUACUCCUUAAACGACACUCCUGACUCAUUGCUUCAACUAAAACUUAGUGAUAUGCUUCGAGAUGCUGGACAAUUGAUGAUGUUCAGAGCAUAUUUAGAUGAUAUUCAUGCACCUCUAAAUGAGCUUGAUUUUUUAGUUUAUGCAGGUGAUGCACAUGGAAGAAUGCUUAAUGUUCAGAAUGAUCAUGCUGCAAUGAGUGAGCUGCAGUACGAUAUUUGGGAACUUUUUAUUAAAUAUAUUCACGAAGGUGCUCCAGAUAGGGUUAAUCUUCCUAUUGAGAUUAGCUGUGAAUUUAGUAAAGCAGUAGAAAAGCAUGAUUCUGAGCUGCUUGAUCAAUGUCUAGAAAAGGCUUUUCAAAUUAUAUACCAGCGAAUGCAGCAUGAAUAUGUGAUACCGUUUUGUCAGUCAGAAUGUUUUUUGGGUAAUUUAUGUGGUCCUCGUCCUGUGGGUAUAGAUGAAUUAAUUGCAUCCAGAGAACAUUCUAAAUCAACUCAUUGUCUUCUGCCAACUGUUGAACCUAACUGUUCUUUAACUCAGUUCAGAAAUCGUUUUUGGCGAAUGAUUUUACCAACAAGUGGAUCGAUAGAUUCAUCAUUUGAUCAUUUAAAUGAUAUUGCAUUAAACGAGGUAAAUGGCGGGAUUGUACCUACUGAUGAUAUCACACAAUGUUUGAGUUACGAUUCACCAAGUGAUGACACAGCUAUGCCAUCUUUUGAGUUUGUCUUGAAUAAUGGAAAGAUGAAAACUACCGAAGUGCAGGAUGAUCAGCUUAUCUCAAAUGUGUCCGACGAAGAGUUUGUUGAGCAGCAGAUGAAUUCGAAUAAUUCAUUUGAGAUACCAAUGUUUGAUCCGGAACGUGAUAUGAGCAAAUGGAAUGUAACAAUCCCAUGUGUUGAACCACGACGAGAUCCUGUUGGCGGUCAUACAAUGUACGUCUAUGUCAUUUCGGUUGAACGAUUUGAUUUAAACGAUGACAUUGAUCAGACAUCGUUAUCAGCGACUGUAGCACCACAAAAAUGGUCUCUGAUUCGCCACUACAAUGAAUUUUACAUUCUGGAAUCAAAACUGGUAGAAUUUCAUGGAAAUACGAUAAAAACGGAAUCACUACCACCACGACGAUUUUUCAAUUGUAAAAGUCGUGUUUAUGUGGAAUCACGACGUGAAAUUUUCGAACGUUUCAUUCAAUUACUCGCCAAACAGCGAGCAUUGAAACAAUCAGAUUUGCUCUUUGUUUUUCUUAGUACUGAGCAACGAUUAAAAGAUUCAACACAAAUUUCCGACCUCUAUCCAUGGAAUAUGGUGAAAAAAAUGCCAAGUAAAUUUGCUCGUGAAAGAGGUCAGAAUCUGAAACCAUUUAUUUUAUCUCUACUAGCGACAACAUUAGUUCCUCAUCCGGAUAAUCCGACCGAAUCGAGCACUAUCCCCAUUAAUUCAGCAACUGCAUGUCAAAAACGAAAAAUAUUGCAAAGUGAUAUAUAUGGUAACAAUUGUCCAAGUGCUCAGAUAGAUUUCUCUCUCACAGGAAGUACACUGUGGACAAAAAGCUUUUGCGAUGCCAUACUUUUUAUUUUGAAUCGGUUGUUUGGUGUUAUUCGAUGGCCAAUGUGGAUUAUUAUUACUAUUCGACAUUUAAUGGGUGAUACUAUUGAUGCGGUAGCAGCUGUAGUAUUUAGGCGAUUUUUAAAUCGAAUAUUUGUAGAUGUUAAUUGCAUGCGUAUGUUACGCUUCAUUCAAGAAUCAAUUUUUGGUUGUAAUAAUUCAACAAAAACUGAUCAGGAAAAAAUGCUACGUAUGGAAUUAGCGCAACGUUUGACAUUAGAAUACUUGCAAGAGCAACUUCCACUUUGUUUUAUUAAAUUAAUUGGCCAUAAGCAGUUUUGUCAAGGAAUGCAGACGAUUUUUCGCAUCUUACAAUAUCCACGUUUAAAUAAGCAACUGGCAUAUGUUUAUCUUGAUAUAAUCACGCAAAAAUUAUUUCCAGUUGAAGAUGAACAAAAUCUAGAAAUUAAAUAG